CUUUUUUUCUUCCUUGUGGUUCAUCCUCUUCUUCCUCUUUCAUACUUAAAAUGUAAGAGAGGCCUCCGCCGCACAGUGGAUCCACCCUUGAUCAUGCAUGAACAUGCGCGCGCGCGCCAUAUAUUUGUCUCCUGGCGCCUUGUCCAGUUGUGGCUCGGCGCCUAUUUAAGCCGCCUUUCCCUUCCCCGUCUAACGUUUCCUCCUCUCCUCGACCCUUGCCAUCUUCUAUUCUUCUUACCGGUCUGUCACCGCCCUAUACGACGACCACGAGCUAGGGCCUACGCCUCCACCGUGCUCACCAUGCUCGAGAACCAAAAGCAAGCGGAGGUUCUCUGGCCGAGGCUGGUGGCCGACAAGCUCUUCCGGAAGACAUCGGGCAGCCACGCCUUCGUCGCUGACUUCCCCGUCGCCGAAGACGUCUUUGUGGCGGAGUUCGACGACGGCGGAUGCAGCCCCGACGCCGACGCCCGCCGCGGCGUCAAGCGGCCGCGGCCACAGGAGCGGAACAAGGCCCUCAAGUACAAGCUGUUCGCGAGCACGUGGAACGUCGGCGGCGUGGCGCCACCGGACGACCUCGACCUGUCGGACUGGCUCGACGCGAGCAACGGCCCCUACGACAUCUACGUACUCGGGUUCCAGGAGGUGGUGCCGCUGCGCGCGCGGAACGUGCUGGGCGCGGACAAGAAUCGCAUCGGCAUGCGGUGGAACGAGCUUAUCCGCGCGGCGCUGAACCGGUCGUCGUGGGCGUCCCGCGAGCAGAGGGGCGUGGCAGGAGCGGAGGCCAAGCAGGCGGCGCCGAUGAAGGUGCACCCGGUGCGGGACGGCGGUGGCGGCGAGCUGGCGAGGGACUACCGGUGCGUGGUGAGCAAGCAGAUGGUGGGCAUCCUGCUCACCGUCUGGGUGCGCGGCGACCUCGUCCGCUUCGUCCGCCGCGCCAGCGUCUCCUGCGUCGGCUGUGGCGUCAUGGGCUGCCUCGGCAACAAGGGUGCCGUGUCCGUGAGGCUCUGGGUGCACGACACGAGCUUCUGCUUCGUGUGCUGCCACCUCGCGUCGGGCGGGCGGGAGGGCGACGAGGCGCACCGCAACGCCGACGCCACGGAGAUCCUCUCGCGGACGACCUUCCCAAGGGGGCACGCGCUCAACUUGCCACACAAGAUUCUCGACCACGACCGGGUGAUCUUGCUUGGGGACCUCAACUACAGGAUCUCCCUGCCGGAGGCCAAGACGAGGCUGCUGGUGGAGAGGCAGGAGUGGAAGACACUGCUCGAAAAUGACCAGCUGCGAAGCGAGGUGUGUCGAGGCGGCGCGUUCCAGGGCUGGAACGAGGGGGCCGUCACGUUCUCGCCGACGUACAAGUACUACCCCAACUCGGACACGUACUACGGCUGCUGCGCCCACGGCAAGAAAGGCGAGAAGCGGCGCGCGCCGGCAUGGUGCGACCGCAUCCUGUGGCGCGGCGCGGGGCUGAAGCAGAACCGGUACGACCGGUGCGAGUCCCGGCUGUCGGACCACCGCCCCGUGCGCGCCGUCUUCACGGUGGAGGUGGACGCGCCCCGGAACCUCAACUCCCUCAGGAGCUUCUUCAUGUCCGAGAGGUUCGACAGGGUCAGGACCUCCGCCGAUCAGCUGCUCCGGAACGACGACGUGAACUGCGCCAGAUUCGGCGACACCGUCUGACGCAGCCGCGGACGGACAUGUAGCCAGACAGGGCCCUGAUCUGGCUUCGAGGAGAGGAUGAAAUUGCCAGUCCAAAUCUCCAACUGUACGCAGCCAAAAGAGAGUAUAUAUGAUUAUUCUGUUUCUGAGUGUCCAUAUGAUCUUGUCUACAGCAUGCUAGGAUAUAGAUGUUCGCCCCCCCCCCCCCCUGUGCCUGACUUUCUGUAACUGCAUUUGUAAUCUCCUUGAUCCAAUGACUAUGAGUUGUCACAGAUUUGUUGCGUUGGACAAGCUAGCAUGAUUAGUUAUCACUGUAAAGCGUCAGAGGAGCGGAGUUUGUGGCCAUAAACAACUCCAAAUGUACCUUUUCUAUUCGGCAUUGCUUUUGGCUGCUUCAGACUGGUA
Messenger RNA from Phragmites australis (common reed), 2061 nucleotides. RefSeq names its product type IV inositol polyphosphate 5-phosphatase 9-like. The record is from RefSeq and is a predicted model, not a curated record. Gene Ontology annotation, biological process: phosphatidylinositol dephosphorylation. Gene Ontology annotation, molecular function: inositol-polyphosphate 5-phosphatase activity; phosphatidylinositol-4,5-bisphosphate 5-phosphatase activity; phosphatidylinositol-3,4,5-trisphosphate 5-phosphatase activity. Bases 94 to 1677 code for a protein of 527 amino acids. The transcript has 7 exons. NCBI's taxonomy places the organism in Eukaryota, Viridiplantae, Streptophyta, Magnoliopsida, Poales, Poaceae.